Messenger RNA from Suhomyces tanzawaensis NRRL Y-17324, 2379 nucleotides. RefSeq names its product hexokinase 1 (gene HXK1). The coding region runs from base 261 to 1934 and encodes 557 amino acids. Gene Ontology annotation, cellular component: cytosol; mitochondrion. Gene Ontology annotation, molecular function: glucokinase activity; mannokinase activity; ATP binding. The record is from RefSeq and is a predicted model, not a curated record. Lineage: Eukaryota; Fungi; Ascomycota; Pichiomycetes; Serinales; Debaryomycetaceae. Gene Ontology annotation, biological process: glycolytic process; glucose 6-phosphate metabolic process; intracellular glucose homeostasis. The transcript is spliced from 2 exons.
UGUAGGAGAUGUUGCGUGGGGACGAGUGGGGUGGCAGUCUGUUGUGGGGCAUGUUACGGUUGCGUAGGCAGUCCGUUGUGGGGCAUGUUGCGUGGGGCAUGUUGCCUUGGACUGGCCCAGUUAGUGUCCUGUGCUCGCUCACCACUACCGACUGGCACCACCUCCUCCCUGCAGGCCCGCACGCGCACGCCCCUAUGGAUGUAACAUCACCAUCGCCAACGAAUAUAUAAGCCCAGGCCUGGCCACCCAGGAAGCCAUCGAUGCUCCACAACAUGCUCGGCGGCCCCAUCGUCAAGCCCACAGUGCCCACGGUGGCUCCGCUCGCCGUGCCCUCCCACACCCGUCCCUCCACCAUCAUUCCCAAGGCCCAGGCCCUGGCCCUGCUCCCGUCCUCCCCCGACUCGCUAGCGUCCUCGCACCACUCGCCGCUAGCCUCGUCCCCAGACUCGCUGGUGCGCUCGGUGGCCUCCCGCGCAGGCGCUGCCACCGCCACCGUCGCCCAUGCGUUCACCCACAACCUCAACCACUCGGUGUUGUCGUCGCAGGCGUCGCUCCUCGUGGACGACUUCUGCAGCCUGUUGGCCCACAACUCGGCCAUCACCAUGUUGCCCAACUACAACAUCAGUCCCACUGGCGACGAGUACGGCGACUUUCUCUGCAUCGACUUGGGCGGCUCCACCUUGCGAGUGGCUGUGGUGUCGAUCGACCGUCCCGACUCCAGCGUGGACCCAGCCGAGCGUAUCCACAUCAUCACCGAGCAGAAGUGGACUAUCGCCAACGACUUCAAGACCAUCAACACCAACUUCUUCAAGUUCAUAGCCGCCAGAAUCAACGAUACCCUCCAGGCGCAGUGCGUGAUCGCGCGCGACUGCCCCAAAAUCAAGACGGGUAUCACCUGGUCGUUUCCGUUGGAGACAACCUCGCACAACAACGGCAGGAUCGUCCAUGUCAGCAAGGGCUACUCCAUCGCCUCCGACAUCUACAACCGCGACCUCAAGUCCAUCUUGGAGCAGGUGUUGGCUGCGGAGCACGGCUUGAACGUGGACGUCAAGAUCAUCUUGAACGACUCGUUGGCGGUCUACUCCGCUGGCUCGUUCUUGGACAAGUACAUGAAGCUCGCAUUGGUGCUUGGAACAGGCUUCAACAUGUGCUGCUCGCUCGAGAACAACGACGCUAUCCACCCCGACAAAACGUGGUCCAACGCUACCUCCGGCAACAAGACGUUGUUCAACACCGAGUUGUCGCUUUUUGGCGACCACAUGUUGCCGUACCUCCCCAACAAAUACGACUAUAUCAUCGAGCCGCGCUUCGAAAACUUCCAGUUCGCCUACAAGCCCUACAUGACCGCAGACCCAGCCACCAACUCCAUCUUGCAACCUACAGAACUCAUGACCUCCGGCAGAUACUUGACAGAGUUGACGCGGUUGGUGGUGGUGGACUUGAUCCACGCCAAGGAGAUCUUCACCCAGCUCUGCCUCUCACAGAUGUCGCCUCUCCUCAACGGAGUCUACGACGGCAUCUCAGGCGAGCUCUUGUGCUUCAUUGCAGAGACCGAUGACCUGGACGCCAUCGCUUGCAAGCUUGCAAGCGAGUACCAGUGGCCAGUGCAGGCCAUCACCCACAACGAUGUAGGUGUGCUCAAGACCGUCAUCAAUUGCAUUAUUGAACGUGCUGCGUUUGUGGUCGCCAUUUCCAUUGUGGCGUUCAUCAAGCUUCUCAAGCUUCACAACUCCCAGGAAAACAUCCACGACCAGGCCAUCAAUAUCGGCUACGUGGGCUCGGUGAUCACCUACUUCAAUUCCUACCGUGAAUUGAUUAAAAAAUACGUCAAUGCUAACGAUGCCAUAGUGAACUUGGGGGUUACUGUCGACUUCAAGUUGGUGGACAACAGUUCCAUCAUCGGUGCUGCCAUAGGUGCUGCUUACUAUUCAUAGGGCUCGUUGUAUAUAGCUAUAGACUUAUUGCAUUAUGAUUCAUGAGUGUUGGUCCACGAUUGAGUGGACUUUGCGUAGCUAUUUAAGAGUAGUAAGAUCAGGCAGUGAGACUUUUGAGAGGAAGGAGGGCCUUACGAGAGUAGUGAUCAUCGUAAGAAGACAAUAUAUCUCUGGCUGGUUUGUAAUUAUUUGGUACUAAAUUUGCAUCUGUGGGCAAGCGCUGUUUGAACCCUCGCUGCGGCUGCAGCUGCGUGCCCUUUUUGGCAUAAUUGGUGGCAGCCACUGGACCCUGCCGAUCCUUAUCAAUCCUUGAAAAUAAUUGUGUAUUCUUCUGAGCAUGGUGAGAAGAGCACAAAUGUGUGGAUUAAAUUGUAAUCUGUUCGUUUCUGGAGUAGUACCGAUUGUGGCUCAUUAGGCUCUACUUUAGGAUGUUCUGUGGUAAUGA